Molecule: messenger RNA, 2230 nt
Organism: Oncorhynchus mykiss (rainbow trout)
Lineage: Eukaryota; Metazoa; Chordata; Actinopteri; Salmoniformes; Salmonidae
Gene: arsk
Product: arylsulfatase family, member K
Molecular function (GO): arylsulfatase activity; glucuronate-2-sulfatase activity
Source: RefSeq, a predicted model, not a curated record
CCUAGUACGGCAAUGGCGACACCACGUGACUAAUGCGGAACAACAACAAACGUAAAAAUUGAAUUUGUUGCAGUCAAGAAGCCCUUGUUGGACGACAGUCACUUCCCUGAAUAAAUGCCUCUCGUCAGCACCAAGUCAAGCAGCAGCAGUUAAUGUCGUAAUAAUUAUAAUUUUUUAUAUUGAUGUACGCGAUGUAUGGAACAUGGUUAGUUCUCCUUAUACUUUCCCAAACGCAUGGACAUUGUAUGUGCCAAAAUCAUACCACAAACUUCAGACCCAACAUUGUGAUGGUGAUGUCCGAUGCAUUUGAUGGGCGGCUGACCUUUGACCCUGGGAGUAGGGUGGUCCAGUUACCAUACUUAAACUAUCUCCGGGAGCUAGGCACUGUCUUCAUCAAUGCCUACACCAAUUCUCCAAUCUGUUGCCCCUCAAGAGCAGCUAUGUGGAGUGGUCGCUUUGUCCAUUUAACUGAGUCCUGGAAUAAUUAUAAGUGCCUGGACCCCAAUGCCACAACGUGGAUGGACAUGCUCCAACAGAAUGGCUAUAACACCUUGAGUGUUGGGAAGCUGGACUAUACUUCAGGAAGUCACUCUGUCAGUAAUCGUGUGGAGGCAUGGACGCGAGAUGUGCCUUUCCUUCUGCGGCAAGAGGGCCGGCCGGUGACAGACCUGGUUGGGGACGCGUCCACAACGAGAGUCAUGACCAAGGACUGGAGAACCACGGACAUUGCCACCCAGUGGAUCCGCCACAAAGCUGCAGCUCUCUCCCAGCCUUUCGCCCUCUACCUGGGCCUGAACCUGCCACACCCCUAUGUCACAGACUCCUUGGGGCCCAAUGCUGGGGGGUCCACCUUCCGCACCUCUCCUUACUGGCUCGAAAAGGUGAUGCCUGAAUUCAUCUCUAUUCCAAAAUGGCUGCCGUUGUCCGACAUGCACCCUGUGGACUACUACUCCACCUUCACCAAGAACUGCAGUGGGAACUUCACAGAGCAGGAGGUCAGAAAGAUACGGGCCUUCUACUACGCUAUGUGUGCCGAAACAGAUGCCAUGCUGGGCCAGGUGAUCUCAGCUUUGCGAGACACAGACUUGCUGGACACCACAGUGCUGCUCUUCACGUCUGACCACGGCGACCUGGCCAUGGAGCACCGACAGUUCUACAAGAUGUCCAUGUUUGAGGGCAGCUCCCAUGUCCCCCUGCUCAUCAUGGGGCCUGGGGUGAAGUCUGGCCUGCGGCUGAGUCAGCCAGUGUCCUUGGUGGACAUCUAUCCCACUGUGCUGGAGAUGGCAGGCGUAGCAGUGCCAGGUGGCCUUAGUGGUCAUUCACUCCUGCCUUUGCUGUCUCAGUCUGCUGCCCGGCCCGCACGGCCUCGCCCAGACUGGGUAUUGAGUGAAUACCACGGUUGCAAUGCCAAUGCCUCCACCUAUAUGUUGAGGGAGGGCCAGUGGAAGUACAUUACCUACGCAGAUGGUGUGAGUGUCCCCCCGCAGCUAUUCGACCUAACGGUGGACAAAGAGGAGCUUCACAAUGUGGCGUCCAAAUUCCCUGAUGUGUGUCGUCACCUGGACAAGCUGCUGCGCAGCGUAGUAGACUACCCCCAAGUCUCUCAGGCAAUCUGUCUCUACAAUAAGCAACAGUUUGCUGCAUGGCGAAAGAGUCUUGGUGACAAUUAUACCCAAGUCAUUGCAAACCUGCGUUGGCAUCUGGACUGGCAAGAGGAUGUGGAGAACAAUGAGAAAGCCAUCGAUGAGUGGCUCAUGACAUCUGGGUUCUCUUCUGAAAAGCUCAAAGUAUCUAUGUUUUAACUGGCCUGCUGUAUUAGAAAAGCACAAAAAUAAAGAUGUCAUGCCAAACACGACUACCAAUAACUGCACAAUCCACAACUGGUGCUGCAAACUGAAAUGAUAAUUCUGGUCAAAAUGUGAGAACACACACCCCUGUAGUUAAAGGGUAAUUAUAAUUCACUUGUUUCUUUGUUUAUUUACUCUAGUAAGAUUGUGGGCGGCAGGUAUAGUAGUGUUAGGCUAGGAACCGAAAGGUCGCUGGUUUGAAUACCCGAGGUGACGUGGUUACAAAUCUUAAGAUAUGCCCUUAAGCAAGAUACUAAACUUAUGUCAGUGCUCCAGUGGCACGAUACUACUACGGAUGACCCUGUAAAACAAUCCAUUUCACUGCACCUAUCCGGGGAGUAUGUGACAAUGAAACAUAAAAUAAAUAUAUUGUAUGUCUGGUA